AUGUAUCUGGUUCUGCUUUUCAAAAUCUGUUUCAACUGCAAAGAAGCAUCCCUGUUCUGCAUAGGGCAAAAUGUAUGCCUCAGACAAAAUCGAGUUAUAUUGCCCCGGCACAACCGAACUUGUGGAAUGUCAACAACCUUGACUUUAACGUCUAACAAACAAGCAUUCAGCUGCGAUGGCACACCAGGUAACAAAAAUGCUUGCGGGCGAAGGUACCUGCCGGAAGUCGGCCAAACAACUCUCCCGCUGUUCAUCAAGUCAAUCAAUUUCGAUUCUACCUUUGUCGGUAAUUAUGAUCAAAGUUGUACGCAGCAGUAUCAAAACCAGCUGCAGUCGCCGGAGCACCAACAGCCAUCAUCCUCAUUGGAGAACCAACAUUCGUCCCACAAACCUUCUCAACAUCAUCUCUUACAACAAAACGACCAAUUGAAUCAAAACAUAGAUCGACAUUUUAUGUAUCAGCAACGUAAGCAACAAAACAAGCUGAUCAACAAUUACCAUCAUUACCAACAUAAACAACAACAUUACCACGAGUUUCAGCAUCCGUUCAAUUAUAUAACGUUAGAAGGAUCAUACUACGUUGCCUAUUUAAAAGUGGCUCAAUGUCAACCAGCCAGAGCCACGCGAACCUGGGGCCACGAGCCCAAAAUACGAACGAACCCACACAGCAGCGAAAAUUCGAAGAUCAUUAUCGCAGACCCCAUGCAAUCGAAUAUAGUCGAUGACGUCAUAACGGCUUUCCACUAUUACGCAAAAACCACCUCCAUACAGCACGUUGUCUACUUCCAGGUUUGGAGGCCACAGAAGAAAACUACCAACAAGCGGUUAUUAUAA
Molecule: messenger RNA, 834 nt
Organism: Helobdella robusta
Lineage: Eukaryota; Metazoa; Annelida; Clitellata; Rhynchobdellida; Glossiphoniidae
Exons: 3
Coding region: 1-834 (277 amino acids)
Source: RefSeq, a predicted model, not a curated record